ACAAGAUUGGAAAAAUAGAAACGAGUUAACCACCUCCAGCCCAAACACAGCACCACCCCCCCUCCACCACCCCGCUGUCUCCCCUCCUCCUCCUCUUCCUCCCGCAGAAGCCGGCGUCCUCCCCCCUCCCGCGACCGCCGCCGCCGCUCCGGCGAGGAUGCCCCCGCUUUAGGUGCAUCCCUGCAUCAGGGAUUCAGUGAGUUUCUGAUGAAUUGAGGACGAGGUGAAGAUUGAUGAGAUGGACGGUACCAUUGCCGAUGCUGUGGGUGCGCCGGGUAUAGAGAAAGAGGUCAAUGGAAAGCCUGCAUUGCCUGAUAGCAUGGAGGAGCAUGAGGAAGCACAUGAGGUGCAAGCCAAUGGUGACCAUUCCGGGGAGAGCGAUGUGAUCAACCCGCCCGAAGAGGCGGGCGGGGAAUCCACCUCGCAUCUUGAUGGCAAGAAGCCUCGCCCUGCCAAGGCAACCCAAAGUCAUGGUCCUAAGGUUGUAAAGUCUAGGAGCCCGAAGAGUGGAGGCGAGGGUCAAGCUAGGAGAAGCACUCCUAGUUCCACUCUUUCUAAAGCACCGGUUGCUCGAGUCUCUCAUGCAGAUUCAAGUACUGGAUCAAAGAUCAAUGGUGACUCCAGUGUUGAUAGGAAUAAAGCUGAGAAGCAAGAGCCUCGCUCCAGUACUAAGGAGACAUCUCUCGAGGACUCAAAGGAGAAAAGGAAAACACAAAAGCCAUUAGGCCAGAAUUCUUCUGUCAAAAAGGAUGAUGAGUCAAAUCCUGAAUCACGAAAGGCUGGAGGCACUCCUGCCUACGGGUUCUCUUUCAAGUGUGAUGAGAGAGCUGAAAAAAGGAAGGAGUUCUAUUCAAAGCUCGAGGAGAAGAUUCAUGCCAGAGAAAUGGAAAUAAGCAAUUUGCAAGCAAAAUCAAAGGAGACUGAAGAAGCUGAACUCAAAAUGCUUAGGAAGAGUUUGAACUUCAAGGCAACACCAAUGCCCAGCUUCUACCAGGAACCAACUCCUCCAAAGGUGGAGUUGAAAAAGAUCCCUCCCACGAGAGCUAGAUCACCAAAGCUCGGUCGCUCCAAGAACAAAUCUGCGGGAGAGACCGAGGAAACUGUCACUCCCCCAGGACGUCCGGUCCGUCUGAGCCUCGACAGCCUCGACGAAAAGGUUUCUCAAAACGGUGUAAAGAAAGCAAACCCAUCAAAUGCUGUGAAGAAGCCCCAGAGGAAGUCACUCCCCAAAUUGCCAUCGGAGGAAACGGGUCCAUUUGAUUCAAGUCAUCUGAAGAACACUGAACUGAGCACAGGUAACAUUCAGGAAUCAGGGUCGACGACACCAAAUCAACAAGAAACUGAGUCGAACACCAGCAUUUCCGAGUCGAUCCAAGACAGGAUUGCAACAGGUGGGCAAGAACUCGACGAACAGAUAAUUGCCUAGAGAAGAUCGAAGAGCCCGGUGGUCAAAUCCUUUUGGUCCGUGAUGGAUGGUGUGCUGAAGCUUUGCCCCCAUAUUGUGCUUUAACUGUUUGAGUAGUAACUAGUUGCCAGUAUUUCUUUUUUCUUUUUCUUUUUUUUUUUGUGACGAACCCUACCUCUUCUUCCUGUGUAUUGCGUUGUCGCGAUGGCUUUUGUUCAUAUAUCGCUAGUGAGGCUCCAGUUGUCCUUCGCUGUGUCUAUUUACUCCUUUGCUGUAAGUGCCCUGCUUCACUGUUAUGUAUAAUCAAUCAGUGAGAAUUUUGUUGCAA
This is a messenger RNA of Oryza sativa Japonica Group (Japanese rice), 1733 nucleotides long. RefSeq names its product protein WVD2-like 5. Lineage: Eukaryota; Viridiplantae; Streptophyta; Magnoliopsida; Poales; Poaceae. The record is from RefSeq and is a predicted model, not a curated record. Gene Ontology annotation, molecular function: microtubule binding.